This is a messenger RNA of Arabidopsis thaliana (thale cress), 1473 nucleotides long. Its product is annotated as SUPPRESSOR OF, CONSTITUTIVE protein. Bases 166 to 930 code for a protein of 254 amino acids. The record is from RefSeq and is marked reviewed. The transcript is spliced from 5 exons. Lineage: Eukaryota; Viridiplantae; Streptophyta; Magnoliopsida; Brassicales; Brassicaceae.
GACGAUGAUGAGGAUGAGGACGAGGAUGAGGAGGAGGAUGAUGAGGAGGAGGAUGAGGAUGAAGAUAAUUAUUGGUAUGGAAGAAACUAUUUUAACUUCCAGAAUUGCUUCAAAUUGGAUAGAGAUGCACGAGAACUCAUCCUACGUUCAUGCUUCAAGAAGACUAUGGUUUUACCAGGUGGAGAAGUGCCUGCAUAUUUCAAGCAUCGAGCAUAUGGAAAUUCCGUAAAUAUCACUUUACCUCGGAGAUCUCUCUCUCACAAAUUUUUGCGAUUCAAUGCUUGUGUAGUGGUUGAACCUCAAACCGAUUCUUAUGGGAGUGUGUAUGUAUACUUCCAAUACAAAGGCGAACAUUAUAUCCAUACAAUAGCUACUGAUAUGACACUGAUGUGUAAGACGGAUCAUCUGGUUUUGUGUUCCUUCAAGUUCCGGCAGUUUAAAAAUACUCUAUAUCCAAAGGUAAAGGUCUUGGAUAAUGUGGAAUUCAAGUUUAAAGGGAGGAGGAUCAAAGGAUGCGGCGUACAACUCCUGCAUGUGUCUCCAUAUCCGGAUGAUAGUGAUGGAAGCUCUAAAGCAGAGUACAACCAACAGUCUGGAGAAAAAUGUGAUGCUGUAGAGACUGAGAGUAGUAGCAAGAAGCGGAUGCGGAUGACAUUAGGAAACUCUGAAGAAGAUUUCAACUUACCCUGUGGCCAAACAGUAACAGACACAGGAUUGACCGCUCCAAAUCUGGAGCUUCCAUUAGGGCGGGGAGAAUCGUCAUCAAUUUCAUAUCCAUGUCUGGAGGGUGAAGCUUUCUCUGUUGAUUCCAUGAUAACUAAGCGACAAGCUAAAGAAAUUCCCAUCGCGCAUAGGGACGAAGAUUCUGAGGCAUCAUGGUCAUCAGGCUCAUCAGGCUCAUCAAGCUCUUCGUCGCUGGUGCCUUUUUAAGUCUCCAACUCUAGAGCAUGGAACAUAAAGGGCAUUGCGCAACUACGAGGCAGUGAAGAAUUAUGGGAAGUAGCCAAGCUGCACAACCGUGAAUCCUCUUUCCCUGAGGAAUUGUACGAGUCAAGGUACUUCAAGGGGCUGGAGUUGAGAAAAUGGUGUGAACUCAACACAAACGCAGAGAGUUUCUAGACGCAAUUCCACGGCCGCUCCUUGACUUCGUGGAUAGAUGUUUGACCGUUAACCCAAGGCAACGAAACAGCGCAGAGGAUGUUCUCAGACACGAGUUCUUCCAUCCAGUACAUGAAACCCUUAGAAACCAAAUGCUCCUUAAAACUACAGUGGUGGCUGACGCACUAAGCCAAACUUUAAACUAAUAAUACAAUUCUUGAAAACUAAAAGAGUAAUUUAGCAAACUAGAGAGUUAGUGUUAAUUAGUAUUUUCACUGUAUUAUUUGAAUUAAAAUCCUCAUAAUCGAUAUACUUAUUCUCCUAAACCGUGUGCAUGUAUGUAUAGGGAAACAAGACUUAGAUAUUAAACAAUCA